This is a messenger RNA of Ilyonectria robusta, 3334 nucleotides long. RefSeq names its product family 2 glycosyltransferase. Gene Ontology annotation, molecular function: chitin synthase activity. The coding region runs from base 332 to 3046 and encodes 904 amino acids. Lineage: Eukaryota; Fungi; Ascomycota; Sordariomycetes; Hypocreales; Nectriaceae. Gene Ontology annotation, cellular component: cell periphery; cell septum. The record is from RefSeq and is a predicted model, not a curated record. The transcript is spliced from 3 exons.
CGCAAAAAGGAGAAGAUUCUCGCAUUUCUAAAAAUGAACAAAUUCACCGUCCGCCCGUGUUUCCUUUUCCCGUCUGCAGUUUUUCUCCCAGGCACCGUCUUCUCUUCCUCGCGACCGUCGUCUUACUCCCGUGAUAUUGCCCGUGGAGCUCGCCAAGGUGCGUUACAGAUCAACGUGAACCCGUGGCAAGGGAUCUCAGUCUUUUACCUGUUUCCACUUCUCGCCUGCGUCAUACGACGUCAUACUGCCCCAACGUACGAGCAAACAUCCCCUCCGCCCGUAUUCCCAGAUCGUCACCUCAUCCGCGGUUUCCGAGGGCGUUUUGGUGAAGAUGGCAUACAACGGCCACGGCCAAGAAAAUGCUGGAGGACAUCCGAUGCAGGAUCUGCCUGCUGGCUACCAAAUGACUCCCCAAGAACAAGCAUCCGAAUCCAGCCGGCACCUGCUUAACAUAGAUCCGCGCGCCCCUGGGUAUGACCGUCUCAGCGUUCAAAGCCCUCCUGGGUCUCCCGUCUCGACGUAUUCUCUGACCGAGACGUACGCCACUGAAGCUCCUCGUCUGCUCGCUCCUGGCGUUGGUCCCUACGACCCGCACAACCCGCACAACCCCCACGCUGACUUUGUUCAUCGACGACCCGAUUCAACCUUCCACGACCCCGAGGAGAGCUGGCUCCAGAGACAGCAAGAGCAACUUAUUCCCGGGAAUGGAGAGGGCGGUCUCAGACGCCGGCAGACCCGAAAGGUCAAGCUGGGCAAGGGCUCUGUCCUCAGCAUCGACUAUCCCGUCCCGAGCGCCGUCAAGAACGCCAUCCAACCGCAGUACCGCGGGCCCGAGGGCGAGAACGAAGAGUUUAAGAAGAUGCGAUACACCGCCGCGACAUGCGACCCAAACGACUUUACCCUCAAGAACGGAUACGAUUUGCGCGCCCGAAUGCUGAACCGACACACCGAGCUCCUCAUCGCCAUCACGUACUACAACGAGGACAAAGUCCUCCUCGCUCGAACGCUGCACGGCGUCAUGCAGAAUAUUCGCGACAUUGUCAACCUGAAGAAGUCCACCUUUUGGAAUAAGGGUGGUCCUGCUUGGCAGAAGAUUGUCGUCUGUCUUGUAUUCGACGGUAUCGACAAGGUUGACAAGAAUGUCUUCGACGUUCUUGCUACGAUCGGCAUCUACCAGGACGGUGUUAUCAAGAAGGAUGUUGAUGGUAAGGAGACUGUAGCUCAUAUCUUUGAGUAUACCAGCCAGAUCUCCGUCACUCCACACCAGCAACUCAUCCGGCCCUCCGACGAUAACCCCAAGAACCUCCCUCCCGUCCAGUUCAUCUUCUGUCUCAAGCAGAAAAACACCAAGAAGAUCAACUCGCAUCGCUGGCUUUUCAACGCCUUUGGUCGGAUCCUAAACCCCGAAGUUGCGAUCCUCAUCGACGCCGGCACGAAGCCAAGUCCGCGCUCCCUUCUGGCGCUUUGGGAAGGCUUCUACAACGACAAGAACCUCGGCGGCGCGUGCGGAGAAAUCCAUGCCAUGCUGGGCAAGGGCGGUCGGAAGCUUCUCAAUCCCCUUGUCGCUAUCCAGAAUUUCGAGUACAAGAUCUCAAACGUCUUGGACAAACCCCUCGAAUCCUCCUUUGGGUACGUCACUGUCCUCCCAGGAGCCUUUUCCGCCUACCGAUUUCGCGCUAUCAUGGGCCGUCCUCUGGAACAGUACUUCCACGGCGACCAUACGCUUUCCAAAAUUCUGGGCAAGAAAGGAAUCGACGGCAUGAACAUCUUCAAGAAGAACAUGUUCCUGGCAGAGGACCGUAUCCUCUGCUUCGAGCUUGUGGCCAAGGCAGGGCAGAAAUGGCAUUUGACCUACAUCAAGGCCGCAAAGGGCGAGACAGAUGUGCCUGAAGGCGCCGCCGAAUUCAUCGGACAACGCCGAAGAUGGUUGAACGGCUCCUUCGCUGCAUCUCUUUAUUCACUCAUGCAUUUCGGUCGCCUCUACCAGUCGGGCCAUAACAUUAUCCGACUAUUCUUCCUCCACAUCCAGCUCGUCUACAAUUUCCUCAACGUCUUGUUCACCUGGUUCUCCCUGGCAUCUUACUAUCUCACCACCUCAAUCAUCAUGGAUCUUGUUGGUAAUCCGGUUGUCUCGUCCGGUUACCAUGGUUGGCCAUUUGGCGAUAUUGCAAGUCCUAUUGUCAAUGUGCUGAUCAAGUACGUCUACUUGGCGUUCCUGAUCUUACAGUUCAUCCUGGCUUUGGGUAAUCGACCAAAGGGCUCCCAGUUCACUUACCUUGCCUCUUUUUUCGUCUUCGGCUUGAUCCAGGCUUACAUCCUUGUUUUGACCGUAUUCCUGGUAGUCAAGGCUUUCAGUGAACCCAUCCAGGAUCAAAUUUCUUUCGCAUCUGGACAGGCUGUCAUCGACAGCUUUUUCGGCAGCAAAGGCGGUGCCGCGGGCGUCAUCAUCAUUGCCAUUAUCACCAUCUACGGCCUCAACUACCUCGCCUCCUUCCUCUACCUGGACCCCUGGCACAUGUUCCACUCCUUCCCUCAAUACAUGCUUCUCAUGUCGACCUACAUCAACAUUCUCAUGGUCUAUGCCUUCAACAACUGGCAUGACGUGUCCUGGGGAACCAAGGGCUCGGACAAGGCCGAAGCUCUGCCAUCUGCUCAUACCCAAAAGGGCGAAGGAAAUGUGGCUGUCAUAGAAGAAGUCGAAAAGGAACAGGAAGACAUCGACAGUCAGUUUGAGAAAACCGUGUGGAGAGCACUUGCCCCCUUUAAGGAGGAGGAUGAGGUCGAGAAGCGGGAUCUCGAGGACUCUUACAAGUCCUUCCGAACUGGCCUGGUUGUUUCAUGGAUUCUUUCUAAUAUCAUCCUUGUCAUUUUCAUCACAAGCGAUGACUUUGCCGCACUCGGAGUCGCACCGGCUGCCACGAGCCGAACGCCAAUGUACUUCAGAGUUCUACUUUACUCGACAGCGGCGCUGUCAAUUAUUCGCUUCAUUGGUUUCCUUUGGUUCUUGGGCAAGACUGGAAUAAUGUGCUGCAUCUCGCGAAGAUAGGUUAGACAUGGAUGGUGGGCGCGAAUAGCAAUUGCUUAACAGGUUUGAUGAUGGGUUUGGGUUGAACAAUGGGAAAUUUUGGGAAUAGCUUGUUCUAUACCCUCUAUCUCUGAGCAUACAUUUGGCUAUUCAAAAAGGAAGUUGAGGGAUUCAACUUAGAAGGGUUGUACAGAUAUUGGCACUGCGUGCCCGGUUCGUUUGAGCUUCUAUCAAGACGCGUUUUAUUAUUUGUUAUGAUAACUUGUUGAAACAUGUCAAAGAUCUAAACUGCAUGUGAAAGACCUAAAC